UGAUGGAGCAGCGGACCCAUGUGUUGCUCACUCACACACUUGCCAAUAGCCUAAAUUGUGUUUUCAGAUUAUAAAAGACAGACUCGAUGAAUUUGAACGAUGCUAAAAAUGAAAUUCUGCAGGUGUUGUCCAAAACGGACAGACAACAUCUCCCAAAGCUGGUCGAAUGGUUAAAAACCUCUGAUGAUCUGGACGAUUUCCUGGUGGAUAAUCAAAGUAUUAUUCUUCAGAGUAUCGCAGAGGACCUAAGGGCUUCCCUACCAUUGGAUGCUAUGGCACCCUCAGAAACCAUGGCUAUACAGAAGACCUGUCAGAAAACUCAUCCCACGGUGCAUGUGGAUGCAUUCUUGUAUGAUGAUGAAAUGGUGGAUUCACUGUGUGAAGAGGGAAAAAUGAGUCGCAACUACUGUCUCAGUUGUGGAUCUCACAGAACAGCACCGUUGGAGUUCAUUUCUCAUUCGUUCUCCAUUCCGGAACUUAAGUUCCUAUUCCACAAUGUUCUUCCAGACCUCACAGGAAAACUUGUGAUGGAUGUGGGAUCCAGACUAGGAGCUGUCUUAUAUGGGGGUUACCUCUACAGUGCAGCAGCUCAGCUUGUGGGGGUUGAAAUAAGUUUGGAGUUUGUCCAACUUCAAACAAUGGCUGUGGAGAAAUAUGGCUUCAGUGAUAGGAUUCAGGUGAUACAUGGAGAUAUCCGAUCUCAGUCUGCCUUAUUGCAGAAUGCAGAUGUUUUAAUUAUGAACAACGUGUUUGAAUACUUUAUGCAACCAAGCGAUCAAAUGCAAGCUUGGCAGUUUAUUAGUCAAAAUUUCCGAAAGAAAGGUGCGCUGUUGGUAACUGUACCCAGCAUUCAAGAGUCACUUGCUCUACUCCAAGAAAAUGUUUCUCUGGAGAUGUUACCGCUCAGCCAGUGGAUAGAGGAAGUACCACUUGAUUACACUGUUUAUGUAAAAAAUGACACAGAUGCCGAUUCUCUCAAGCAAAUUCAUCUUUACAGGGUUCUGUAAUCCUCAGAAGAGAAACUGUAGACUUUUCUGAUAAAGUGGAACCACUGAAUAUGACUAACCUCAACGAGGCAUCAUUUAUGUUAACAGAUUUGUUCUUCAGACUGUAUCUUGUAGUGACAUUUGUGAAAAACAUUGAGUUUGAUGACAUACUGUAUAUUUAACGAAUUUAUGCAAUAAAUGAAAAAGUAAAACACUC
Molecule: messenger RNA, 1203 nt
Organism: Paramisgurnus dabryanus
Lineage: Eukaryota; Metazoa; Chordata; Actinopteri; Cypriniformes; Cobitidae
Molecular function (GO): S-adenosylmethionine-dependent methyltransferase activity
Source: RefSeq, a predicted model, not a curated record